This is a messenger RNA of Paramisgurnus dabryanus, 946 nucleotides long. Its product is annotated as cytotoxic T-lymphocyte protein 4-like. The record is from RefSeq and is a predicted model, not a curated record. Gene Ontology annotation, cellular component: external side of plasma membrane. Lineage: Eukaryota; Metazoa; Chordata; Actinopteri; Cypriniformes; Cobitidae. Gene Ontology annotation, biological process: regulation of T cell proliferation; T cell receptor signaling pathway.
AAAAAGUAUAAAAAGACCCGGGGGAUCACUGUGUGUGCUUAUAUGUCACAAUGAUUAUCAUUCUUAUCACAAACCUUAUAUAUAUCCCACUGGGAAUUGCCUUGCAUGUUUCCCAGCCUUAUCGUGUGGAAGGGAAACCGGAAAAUGUCCCUCUACAAUGUCUCUUUAGCUCAGAAUUAAGGCCAGAAGAAAUGCAGGUAUCUCUGUAUAGAGGAUUGCAUGGCCAGCAGAGGAUAUGUAGUGCAUACGUCAACCUGUCUAAGCCGUACUUUGCUACAGAUGGACCAGUUCAAUGCAGAGGCAAUAUAAGCUCUGGUAUAGUAGAUAUGAUCAUCUCUGGACUCAAGGGAGAAGAUACAGACGUCUAUCGCUGUAAGGUUGAGGUUCUCUACCCACCUCCAUAUCUCAGAAGUUUUGGGAAUGGGACUGUUGUUUACAUACAAGAAAAUCUAAAUUGCCCGACUGCAUUCAUGCAGAGUCAGAGCCGGAUUUCGGAGCGGUCAUCUGUGAGUGAUGAUGUGGGUCCACUUCCUCUGCUAUGUGCUAUUCUUAUCAUUACUUCCUGCAUCUUUAUGCUACAGAUAAUGAAGAUAAUCUGGAAAUGGAGGGACACCGGGUCUAUGGCACCUAUGGCUACACAAAAAGACAGCUAUAGGAAAUUUUAAGGGUGUGAUCAUCACCUGUAAUGUUCACAUGUAUUCUAACAUGUAUUGCCACCUGCAUGUAUUCACAUGUAAUCGCGUGUCAUUUCCAAUUGCAUGUAUUCGCAUGUAUUCACAUGUACUCGCAUGUCAUUUCCAGUAGCAUGUAUUCACAUGCACUCACAUGUUGUUUCCAAUUGCAUGUAUUCACAUGUACUUACAUGUCAUUUCCAUCUGCAUGUAUUUACAUGCACUUACAUGUAUUCUCACCUGUAUGUAUCCAUAUGUACAGUUUUCCACAUGUG